AUUCAAAGUGAAGGUUUGCUGCCCUCCUGCGACUGAAGGAGCUCACACACCUGCGCUGCCUUCACGACACGUAGAAACUCGGACAUCUCAGCUUCGUUUUCCUAACAAUUCGGCUGACAAACACCCGCCGAUUAUAGUGACGUUUAGUAAAAUCACUAUUUAGAUUUUUCCUUUGAUCUCUUGACCUCAUCGUUGUUCUUUUAACGGUAAAACGUGAAAUACACACAGCGUGUCCUCCGGUCGCUCCAAGUCUCCGAUCUCCUUUUUAACCACAGCCCGUGAACGCAGCACCAGGACCAGCCUGCCUCACAUUGUUAACGUUGAUUUCUCCCGUUCAAAGCAGCAUUUUGUCUUCCGUGAGCCGAACCUGGAUCACAGCCUCCCACUAACCGCAUGAAAUCUCGGCUUCGUCAGGCAGCGGGACCCCCACCGGCACACGCCCGAGCAUGAGGAGGAUCGGUGGCCGUUACCCUGCCCAGACCGGAGGCUGCUGGUAGGGAUGGUGUCGCUGUGAAGAGCCGGUGUGACGAGCCUGUGGUCGGGGGAAGAAGUGCCUGGACAACAUGACUGUUUUCAACCCGGAAAAUGUGGAGGAAUUUUAUGACAUCGGGGACGAGCUGGGGAGCGGUCAGUUUGCUGUGGUCAGAAGAUGCAGACACAGGACUACAGGUGUGGAGUUCGCUGCCAAAUUCAUCAAGAAACGGCGCAGCAAGUCGAGCCGACGAGGGGUGACGCGGGAGGACAUCGAGCGCGAGGUGAACAUCCUGAAAGAGAUCCAGCACCCGAACGUCAUCGCGCUGCACGAAGUCUUUGAAAACAAGGCGGAAGUCAUCCUGAUCCUGGAGCUGGUGGCUGGAGGCGAGCUCUUCGACUUCCUGGCAGAGAAGGAGUCCCUGAGCGAGGAGGAGGCCACGCAGUUCCUCAAGCAGAUCCUGGAUGGAGUCCACUACCUGCACUCCAAGCGGAUCGCUCACUUCGACCUCAAGCCGGAGAACAUCAUGCUGCUGAACCGCUCAGUGCCUCACCCGCGCAUCAAGAUCAUCGACUUUGGACUCGCCCACAAGAUCGAUUUUGGCAACGAUUUUAAAAACAUCUUUGGAACGCCAGAGUUUGUAGCUCCAGAAGUCGUCAACUAUGAACCUCUGGGCCUGGAGGCAGACAUGUGGAGCGUCGGUGUGAUUACCUACAUCCUCCUGAGCGGAGCCUCUCCUUUCCUGGGCGACAACAAGCAGGAGACUCUGGCUAACGUGUCGGCGGUGGACUACACCUUCGAUGAGGAGUUCUUCAGCAACACCAGCAUGCUGGCCAAAGACUUCAUAGCAAGGCUGCUCGUCAAAGAUCCAAAAAAGAGAAUGACCAUCCAGGACAGCCUGCAGCACCCCUGGAUCAAGCCAAAGGACACUCAGCAGGCUCUGAGCAGGAAGGAGUCGGCCGUCAACAUGGAGAAGUUCAAAAAGUUUGCAGCCAGAAGAAAGUGGAAGCAAUCGGUCCGACUCAUCUCUUUAUGUAACCGCCUGUCCCGCUCCUUCCUGUCCAGGAGCAACAUCAGCGUGGCCCGCAGCGACGACACGCUGGACGAGGAAGACUCCUUUGUGAUGAAGGCCAUCAUCCACGCUAUAAAUGACGACAACGUGCCGGGUCUGCAGCAUCUCCUCGGCUCACUGAACAACUACGAUGUGAACCAGCCCAACAAGCACGGGACUCCUCCCCUGCUGAUCGCAGCCGGCUGUGGAAACAUUCAGAUCAUUGAAGUCCUGAUGAGGAAAGGAGCGGAGAUCCGGGCCCACGACAAGAGCGGAGCCAACGCUAUCUACUACGCGGCGAGACACGGCCACGUGGAGACCCUGAGAUUCCUCCAUGAGAAGAAAUGCCCCCUGGAUGUGCAAGAUAAGUCCGGCGAGACGGCUCUACACGUGGCUGCUCGCUAUGGCAACGUGGAUGUGGUGAGCUACCUGUGCAGCAUCCGAGCCAACCCGGACCUGACGGACAGGGAGCAGGAGACGCCGCUGCACUGCGCCGCCUGGCACGGCUACUCUCCGGUAGCCCGAGCUCUCUGCCAGGCAGGCUGCCACGUGGACGCCAAGAACCGCGAGGGGGAGAGCCCGCUGCUGACGGCCUCUGCCCGCGGCUUCGUGGACAUCGUGGAGUGCCUGGUGGAGCACGGAGCCGAACUGGAAACCACCGACAAGGAAGGCCACACUGCUCUCCACCUGGCUGUGCGUCGCUGUCAGGUGGAGGUGGUCCGCUGCCUACUCAGACACCGCUGCCACGUGGAUCAGCAGGACCGCCACGGAAACACGCCGCUCCACAUCGCCUGCAAGGAUGGAAACCUGCCCGUCGUCAUGGCGAUCUGCAAUGCCAAGGCUAGCCUCGACCUCCCCAACAAGUCCGGCAGAACUCCGCUCCACCUGGCGGCAAACAACGGGAGCCUGGAGGUCGUCCGCCAUCUCUGCCUGGCCGGAGCGAACAUCGACGCCGUCACCAACGAUGGAAAGACGGCGGAGGAUUUGGCUUUGGCCGAUCAUCACGAGCACGUCGUGUCGCUGCUGGGAAAGCUUAAAAAGGACAACCACAAGCUGAGCUACAUCCAGCAGCUGCGGCCCACUCAGACGGUCCAGCCCCGGAUCAAACUCAAGCUGUUCGGACACUCAGGAGCCGGGAAGAGCACGCUGCUGGAGUCUCUGAAGUGCGGCAUCCUGCGCAGCUUCUUCAGGAGGAGGAGGACGCGCAUGACCAACGCGGCCCGGCACCCCAACUCGCCCGUCAACUCCAAACCUCCCGUGUCGGUGAGCAUUUCCAACCUGUACCCCGGCUGUGAGAACGUGAGCGUGAGGAGUCGCAGCAUGAUGUUUGAGCCCAGCCUGACCAAAGGCGUGCUGGAGGUCUUCUCCCCCGUGCACAGCGCUCUGUCUGCAGCUGACGAACAGGCCACCAAGGCCAUCGACAUCCAGCACGCCAACAUCCACGGCGUGGGAGAUUUCAGCGUGUGGGAGUUUUCUGGAAACCCGGUCUACUACUGCACCUACGAUUAUUUUGCGGCCAACGAUGUCACAGCGAUCCACGUGGUCCUGUUCAGCCUGGAGGAGCCGUACGAAACCCAGCUGGGCCACAUCACCUACUGGCUGAACCUGCUGAAGGCCCUCACCCUGCCACAGGAAACCAUCUCUUUCGGCGGUCGGAUCCAGCAGCCUCUCGCGGUCGUCCUGGUGGCGACACACGCCGACCUCGCCGACGUUCCCAGAGCGUUCUCCGGAGAGUUCAGCUACGACAAAGAGAGGGCGCUGCUCAAGGAAGUCAGGAACAGAUUUGGGAACGACCUGCAGAUCAGUGACAAACUGUUUGUGAUGGACGCUGGAGCCUCAAACUCGAAAGACAUGAAGCUGCUGAGGAGUCACCUGCAGGAGCUUCGAGCCAGCAUCGUCUCUAGGUGCAGUCCGAUGACGCUGCUGUCGGAGCGUCUGUUGGCCGUUCUGCCGACCUGGAGGAAGCUCAGCGGACCCAACCAGCUGAUGUCGUGGCAGCAGUUUGUCAGUGACGUGCAGGAGCACAUCAACCCGCUGGUGAGCCAGGAUCACCUGCGCAUGCUGGCCCUGCAGCUCCACAGCAUGGGGGAGAUCAACAUCAUGCAGAGUGAGACGGUGCAGGAUGUCGUCCUGCUGGAGCCUCGAUGGCUCUGCAGCAGCAUCCUCGGCAAGCUGCUCUCCGUGGAGACGCCCAAAGCCAUCCACCACUACAGGGGGCGCUACAGGCUGGAGGAGGUACAGGCCCUGGCGCCUGAGAGCGACGUGGACGAGCUGCUGCAGAUCCUGGAUGCCAUGGACGUCUGCGCCCGGGACGUCACCAACCCCACCAUGGUGGAUGUUCCCGCACUCAUCAAGACAAACGGCCUCCACCGGUCCUGGACCGAGGAGGAGGAGGAGGAUUCGCUGCUCUAUGGAGGCGUCCGAAUCGUCCCGGCCGAGCACCUCACUCCCUUCCCUUGCGGCCUCUUCCACAAGCUGCAGGUGAACCUGUGUCGCUGGAGCCACCAGCAGAAGCCCGAGGAGGAUGGCGCCGACGACAACGAUGGAGAUAUUCACCUGUGGACCAACGGCGCCAAAGUGAGCCAGGCAGGAGUGGAGGCCAUGAUCCUCCUGGUCAACCACGGGCAGGGUGUGGAGAUUCAGGUCCGUGGACAUGAUUCCGAGCGGGCCAAGUGCUACACCCUGCUGGACACCCUCUGCAGUAUAACAGAGAACCUGCUGGCCUCCACGCUGCCCGGACAGCUCACUGCCAAAUACUACCUGAGCCCUCAGCAGCUGCGGGAACACCACGCCCCCAUCAUGGUCUACCAACCCAAAGACUUCUUCCGGGCUCAAGUCCAGCGAGAGGCCUCGCUCACCAACACCAUGGGCGGCUAUCGGGAGAGCUUCAGCAGCAUCCUGGCGUUCGGCUGCGCUGAAAUUUACCAGCAGGGGAUUCUGGGAACGGACGUCCACAUAUCGGACGUGCCGCUGCUGGCUCGCCGGAAGCUGUGCCGCAUGCUGGACCCUCCGGACGCCAUGGGGAAGGACUGGUGCCUGCUGGCCAUGAACCUGGGCCUCACCGAAUUGGUGGCCAAAUACAGCAACGGGACUUCAAACGGCACCUCUGAGCUGGACUCGGACCCGGACUCCCAGCAGGCCGUGCUGCAGCCUAGCCCGACGGCGGCUCUGCUGCAGGAGUGGAGCGGGCGAGCGAGCAGCAGGGUCGGCGUGCUGAUGGCGAAGCUGAGGGAGCUCGGUCGGCGCGACGCCGCGGACUUCCUGCUCAAAGCAUCGCCCGUGUUUAAGGUUAACACGGAAGCGCUGGGAGGAGCCGCCAACGGCUACCCACCGACCUGCAACGGCGGCACAUCGUACAACUCCAUCAGCUCCGUCAUUUCCCGCUGAGGGCUCGCUGUCCCCGCCAAACGUCAGGAGGUCGCUCUGACACGACGGACUCGUGCAAUCUUUCCGGUCCAGCUGCUCACGCUUUAAUCGCUCCGUUUUGUUGGCGUGCAAACCAGAUGUUGUGUUUGUGCUCUCCACACCUGUACAGCCGAGCUUUCCUCCCGCUACGAAUGUCGUGAAAGAACCGAACGCUCCGAGCUCCAAAGAGGAAUUCUGUGUUUUUCUUCUCUUUAAAAUCUUGUUGUUUGCUGCUUCUUAACGUCCCUCCUGCUGUCGCGCACACUCCAGUCUCACUCCAAGGAACAGCGCCGUUUUCUAAUCUCCACGUGUGGUGCGAAAGAUGGCAGCUGCACGUGUGGACCUCAUGCUCGAACCUGAGGGCUGAGUGUGUGUCGUGUUGCUCGCUCCAUCCAUCGCUUACACCUAAUAUCAGCUCCCUCCUCGCUUCUGCUUUACUGAUGUGAAAUUUGGUAUUUCAGCUUAGCGUUUAAUAAAUUUACAGCAUUUUUUUCAGAGUGCCUUGGUGGCCUUCUACCUCCCUGAAGAGCACAGCCAGUCUCGUUAGUACAACAGCAGAAGUCUUUUCCAGAUGUUUGAAGAACUGUGCCUUGUUGAUAUAAAAGUAAAAUGAAUUUCUAACACGUCUAUUUAUCUGGCGGGCUGUCACUAACAUGAAGAAGACCAUGUUGUAUAAGAAUAAAGGAGCCCUGGUCUCGUGCUGUAAGGUUUGAAAACUAAGUUUCACUUUUCACAAAAGCAAACACACAAAGAUGUGUUUGUGGAGACGGCACGUGUCAGCAGUGGGUGGAACCAUUUCCUUCAUGUUUGGUGUGUUUGUUGAUGUUCCUGCUAAUCCUCAGUUCAGAUUUCUGUACUCUUCCAUCCAACAGCUGAAACGUUUACCUUUACAGGUCCCAGAAUUUCCCGUGAAUGUCUUUGAAUAAACUCUCUGUCGUACAAAUUACAGUUUUGGGCUCCAGUUGGACUUUAAAGUCUCCUGGACUCAGACAGUCAAAUUCACAUCUCGCCUUCACCGUCACAGCUGCUAUUUUCAGAUCGUUGUUCAGACCUCUCGCACGUGUGCAGCUGUGAUUUCCCCUGAGCUUCAGAAUUGUGCUCAAGUUAAACAUCAACUUGUAUCAGAUAAACGGAUCUUUAUGAGUGCACAUCAUAUCACACCAUGUCAAUGUAAAUGUAAUUUGCAUAUUCUAAAAGUCAAGAGAACUUUUUACUUUUUUUGCCAAUCCAGAGCAGCUUACUUAGUAACAGCAGUAUGGUGUAUUAGAGCAGCUUUGCAUGAUCCACAGUGCAAAGUAAUGCGCAUUUAUCUGUUACUGGGCCUCAGUGCAGCCGCUCGGCCUGAAACAAGCUGUUUUUGCCCCUUUCUCUUUAAGCUAGCCUUCCUCGGAUUGGCUGCCCCUCACUAAAAGUAGGUCAGAAUAGCAGGUGGGCGGGGCUUCAGUGCCUAAGAUAUUAGGUAUAUCUGUGGCGUCAUGGAGACGCACCGAAGCCUCACAGGGAUUUAAACACUUUAAUUGUUCGUGUUUUUGACUCUGCUCAGACCAAAACCUUAGAAACAGAACGUUCUGCUUUGUACUCGCAUUUUAACAUCUGCGAUUCCUUCCUUUUCCUGAAAACUCCAGGGAAACUUUGGGACCUGUAAACAUCAGUGUUUCUGUAAACAUCAUCUUUCAUUCACACAAAGGGAAGGGUAGCCAUUUUUACAGAAAAAGGAGGGUGGGUUUUCUAAAGGACUGUGUCUUAUUGGGUGAUGUUGACCUUUCUAAAGUGUAACGAGCUGCAAAGCAAAUGUUUAAACCAUCACGGCAGACAGGGUGGGCUGAGAACUCCCUCGUGCCGACUACCUUAAAUAGAAAGUUUUACUAAAACGCUCAAAUUCUAAACAGAAAGGUGAUUUUUUUAUAAUUGGGUUGAUUUCUGUACUUUUGUACUUCUCUUAAACGAGCAGCCGGUUACAGUAGACGCUGACGCCGCACUUCUUUGAUGCCUCCUCAUCAGGUUUUUAAAGCGUUAUCGCCGGCGCAGGGGCGUCAUUAAUCAAGCUGCCGUCCGCGGUCAGAGUUUUGCACAGUGGCAUCGACGCCACCUCUGUCAAGCUAAAUUUGAGCUUCGUUGUCGGCGGGCCGCGCGUGGCUUCAUGCCUUCUUUCAGUUUUUCUUUGUGAAGCAUGAAGCCGCAGCCCGGCCACGGUCAGCACAAGCACAGGGAAGCGGCGGCAUGAUGUUAGUAUUGUUAGCUGAAAAAGGCCAAAGGCUGCUGAUGACAGAAAUGUCAGAGAAAAGCAUUUUCACUUUGUGCGAGCUGGUGUUUUGUAACGUUUGUGCCCCUCACUCUGAACCUGAAGAAGAAAAAAGCUUGUUUUUCAGCGCACGUGUGUGUCGGGACGGUUUCAUUCCUGAAGUUACAUCUGACGGAUGUAAAGGACCUUUUUCAGGACGCGCUGUGUAAAAGACGAGCUCCGUGCCAGAGUGCAGUAUUUGCUGUCAGCUUCCUCCAGUGUUACCAUCUGUUCACAGAUUUAAACUUUCAUCUCGCCAAUCAACACAGCAAACUGUUAGCUGUGAUGUAAAUACUCAAAGCUUUUGUUAAGCUGUUUGUUUUUUGCUGAGGCAAAAAUGAAUGUACUGCACAUCUUUCCUAAACAUAUAGUGACAAUAAAAAUGAAUCAAAGACGCCAAUGUGUGCGCAGGAACACGAGGAAAUAAAAUGUCCCAAACUGAUAUGAAACGCGAUUUGAUUUUUCUGUUUUUUUAUUGAAGCUGUUGUCGGAGUUGUGUAUAAUCAUUGCCAAUGUUGUGUGCCUAAAACACACUCGUUCAUUCCUCUCUUUCUGCCUUGUACAGUACACAAGCUGAGAGGUGGCGUUUCGGAAAGGGAAGAGACUCUUCUGUGUUUCAGAGGAUCGUUAUUUUGUAAAAACUGAGAAUCACUAUGAUGAGUUUGUCUCUGUUCGGUUUCUUCUCCCUGGAAGCUUCUGGUGAGGUUGAGAUGUUUCUGUUCGACGAGGAGGGACCGACUCGUUUUUACUGUCGGGUGACUUUUCCUCCUUGGAGAAUAAUCGCCGCAAUGCACAAAUCUUUCUGUUGCUAUUUAUGUUACAUCCUUAGCAUGUCCUGGAAUGCCAUGUUCUUAGUACUGCUGACACUUUAUAGUGUAAUACAUUUUAUAAUAAAUUCUUUACCUAAUGCCA
This is a messenger RNA of Pelmatolapia mariae (spotted tilapia), 8121 nucleotides long. It is a transcript of the gene dapk1, whose product is annotated as death-associated protein kinase 1. Gene Ontology annotation, cellular component: nucleus; cytoplasm. The transcript is spliced from 26 exons. Gene Ontology annotation, molecular function: protein serine/threonine kinase activity; protein binding; ATP binding. The record is from RefSeq and is a predicted model, not a curated record. Bases 564 to 4910 code for a protein of 1448 amino acids. Gene Ontology annotation, biological process: intracellular signal transduction; protein phosphorylation; positive regulation of apoptotic process. NCBI's taxonomy places the organism in Eukaryota, Metazoa, Chordata, Actinopteri, Cichliformes, Cichlidae.